UGCCCCAUCAUUGUUGUCAGUGGGAAGAAACGUGCCCCAUCAUUGGUGUCAGUGGGAGGAAUCGUGCCCCAUCGUUGGUGUCAGUGGGAAGAAUCGUGCCCCAUCGUUGGUGUCAGUGGGAGGAAUAGUGCCCCAUCGUUGGUGUCAGUGGGAGGAAUAGUGCCCCACCGUUGGUGUCAUUGGGGGAAGGAAUAGUGCCCCAUCAUUAGUGUCAUGGGGAGGAAUCGUGCCCCAUCGUUGGUGUCAGUGGGAGGAAUAGUGCCCCAUCGUUGGUGUCAGUGGGAGGAAUAGUGCCCCAUCGUUGGUGUCAGUGGGAGGAAUAGUGCCCCAUCGUUGGUGUCAGUGGGAGGAAUAGUGCCCCAUCGUUGGUGUCAGUGGGAGGAAUAG
This is a messenger RNA of Staurois parvus, 387 nucleotides long. The record is from the annotation of a GenBank genome assembly. NCBI's taxonomy places the organism in Eukaryota, Metazoa, Chordata, Amphibia, Anura, Ranidae.